GACUUCAUCAAGGACAGGUAACCACCCGCUCAGCUCACAUCACAUGUGUGGUAGAGGCAGAGGAAGAGCACGCAGAUUCUCGCUCUGUCAGAUUUUAACUUGCAUGUUUUGUAGCAUCUCCCGGGGACAAACAGAUUCUUAAACAGACGAGCUAUUCACCAUGACCCCAAAGGGAGGAACCGGUUUCUUUCUACUCCUAAUGGCUUGUAUAACCUUGGCUAUGCCUGCAGCUGUGAAACCCGCAAAUAAAGUUGACCACAUGGACAUUUGCAAACAACUGAUGAUGAAGUGCCUGGAUAAGGGAUACCCUAUUCCUCAGAUGACAGAUCUGACACCUAUCUUCAACAACAGUGACGUGCCUGCCGACGGCAGAAACAGUGACCAAUCCAACACCCUUCUGUCCACUUUUCUUGAUGUCCUCAAUUUAGUCCCUGGGGUCAAAGAUAGAAACACACGUAGUCUUCUCUUCAUGGAUGUUACCAAACAAAUGACAAACAAGAUGUGGAAUUCCAGCCAGCUUUCAGCCGUGAUCAAGCUGAUGAGAAACUCUUCGAACCCGUCCAUGUGUUAUAUCCAAGCAUUUAUGGCCCCCAUGUCCUGGGCAGCUUUGACCGGAGAAGGUGAAAACAACAUUGACGCAAAUGAAUACGACACACUGCUGUGGGCAGCCAAACCUGUGCUCCAGGAUGUACGCUCUUCAAGAAUGAGCCUUCCUGGAAAAGUAAAGGCUGAGCACAUAAAAAAAAUGAUGAACAUGCUGCAGGACGUGUAUGAUCUCAUGUCUGAGGAUGAAAGGACUGUGGUGGUAGACUGGGCAAAAGACCAGAUCACACAGAACUUCUUCAACUGUACGAUGAGGAGGCCUCCAUCUGACGCAAACUCCAGGUCUAUGGAUUACUGCAAACCUUCAGUGAGGUGGCUGGAUCUUGACGCACUCACCAUGAUGGGUCCUUACAUUUCCUAUUUAAGACCAGAUGAUGUCGAUUCUUCUCCCAAAGAAAAGCUGUGUGAAUUUUUCAAAUCAGCUCAGUGGUCCAAGUCCACCAUGAGGACAACCCAGAUGAACCCCAGCCUGAGCAAGAAGUUUCUCAAUAAAAUUCAAGAGUGCUACAGUGGAGAGAGAUUUCCAGAGCACGCAGAUAAGCUCGGCCCACUGGCUUGUUAUUACUACAACCCCCCGAACUUGACUCCCGACCUCAGCCAGAAACUUCUCUCUCAGCUUGAGGACUGUGACAACCCGCUUAUCACGAAGCUGAAGAAGCGCCUUGUCAACAUUGUGAUGUCAAACACCAGCAGUGCUCCAGACCUAUGGCAACUGGGUAGUAGUGUUACAUUACUGACUUCCAAACAAUUGUCUGAAAUCCCCGGAACUAAGCUCAAAGAGGUCCUCCAAAAUCUGAGAUCUGAUGUCCAAUGGAAGCCGAGUCAGCUGCACGCUCUGGUUAAGAAACAGCUGUCGGAUAAGAAGUGUAACGAGGUGCCAGGUGAGGAACUGAUGGCCCUCCAGUCAGUUGCGGAAGGUUUGCCGAGUUGCGUGUUCAAGCAUGUGAAAGCGCAGGACUUCCUGAACGACACAGAGGCCCUGGUGAACAUUUCCAAGCGAAUGAGGAAGGGGCAGUUGAAGGCCAUGCUGCAGGGGCUGCGUGGAGAUGUGAAUGCCUCACAGCUGGUGCAGAAGUUGUCCGGCCGUUUGCUUCGCAGCGUUUCUCUUGACAACCUGGACAAAGCGAACAUCACCACACUGGACCAAGUUGAGAAUAAAACCUGGAGUCUGCCACAGGCAGCAUUCCUGGCUACGAAGCUGCAAAAACUAAAGCAGCUUAAGUAUAGGAGGCUGCAUUCAGUCCUUCAGGGCAUAACCUGCAAGAUGAUUGACAACGCUGCCGACAGCGAUGCACUGGACAUAGCUCUGGCCAUGACAGAGACACAAGAAUGGCUCUCUAAAUUUCAGGCCGAAUGCGCUGCUGAGAAGCUUUUUGAGACUUUGGAGAAAGAGAGAAGCGACUUUUUUAUAAACAUCACCAAAGAGGAGCUGGAUAUGAUUCCCACAUUGUUACUUCUUCGCCUGUCGCCUUGGAAGGUGAAGGAUUUACCCGACUCCGUGUGUCCUGUCUUCCUUAACAAGAUGGAAAUGGCCAAUCUGAGCUCCCUGCCUCUUCGCUCCCCGUCCCGUCCAGCACUCACUCAGAGAGCUCUGCUUUGCCUGACCAAUGGGACAGAUUUAUCUGGGCUGACUACUGCGGAUAUGUUCAGGCUCGGCCCGCUAUUGUGCGAGCUGCAGCCGUCCCAGCUGCGUCUCCUGGCCCCUGUCGUCCUCAACUCCAGCCUCCAGGCCAUGGCGUCCUGCCAGCACAUUCCUCAGCAGCACAGAGAAGCUCUAAUUCAGCUGGUCAACCAGACCUUUGGGAAUUCGUAUGACUGGUCAGCAGAGACCGUGGAAUCCCUGGGUCCCCUUCUUCUUCUGGAUGAUAAUGCCGUAUCGGCUCUGCCUAACAAACCUUGGAUGAAGGAUGUCCUUUAUUUCCUGAAGUCACGCCUGCCCCGUGCCUCAGACGCCCUCAAAAAGAAACUCUUUAAUCUCACCACCUCCACCUCCGCCUCCACCGCAGCACGUAAAAAGAGACAAGCUAACACUGGCACCGGUGCAGAACCCACUCAGGCGUUGAUCGAAGAAUUGGGAGUGGACAAUGUCUACUGGACAGCAGCACAGCUGGGCGCAAUCUCAAAUGACACAUUCCUGGCUACUGUAGAGACACUUGGUGCAGUUCCUGACUUCAGUGCAGAGCAGCUGGAUGUGCUUAGUCAAAAAGCAGUAGAGGCCUUUGGUCCAGUGUCGCAGAUGACUGAGAGUGUGGUUCUGCAGCUGGGAUGCAUAACUCAAGCUUUCCCCAACUCCGACCUGGAGAAUCUCCCCUUCGCUCUGGACUCUCUGGAGGAAAUUGCCCGCUGUGGCUGGAGAGACUCACAGCUGCAGCCGGUGUGGAAGGGUGUUGCUAAAUAUAACAACCUGACAGCGCAGCAGCUGGGAGCUCCAGAGAUGGUAGCGCUGAACCGGUUCAUCUGUGGCCUAAACUCCAACGAGAUCAGUCAGCUCAGCACGGACGCCUUCAAAGAUGCCGUGGGCUCCCUGAAUGGUCUCCACUGCUCCUACCAGGCCAUCCAGCAGUUUAAAAGUCUGGCUGUGGCUGCGUAUGGAGAUCCCGACACCUGGACUGCAGCACAAGUGUCAGACUUGGGCAACUUUGUUGCUGGUUUGGAUGCCGCUGAGUUGGCUUCUUUGGACUCAUCAGUCUUGCCAUUUUUGAGCCAGUCUUCUAUUCCACUCAUUCCUCCAAAAAGCCUCGCUGAACUCUCCGCCGCUCAGCUUAAAGCCCUCGGGCCCGACAACGCUGCUAUGGUGACCAGUGAACAGCAGGCUGCACUGACGGAGGAUCAGCGUGCUUCCCUUGAAAAGGCUGCAACCGGGUCUCGUGACCGAUCUCAACCAGUCCCGACCAAUGUGGAGUCAGGAGCUCCAUCCCUGAGCGUGGAGGGGAUCUCCGCCUACAUGAAGCCCCUCCUGUUUCUUUUCAUGGGUUUCCUGCUGCUGUGAGAGCAGAGUCGCUGCACCUGCAGGAGCUUUAGUUAAGCACAAAUACGUAGCCUCCUCUUCUGAGACGUUAUCAUUGUUACACACUUAACACAGCUCUUCCUAAUGUAGCUUACUUGUGCUGAAGGCAUGUGUUGCGUAGAUUAAUUGCCACCCAUAAUUCAUGUACGAUUGUAGGAAUGUGGCUAUAGUACUCAUCAACUAACUAUAAGAUGUGUAAGAUUCAUUUAGUUUUCAGUUUUAAAUCAUCUGUUCUAUAUUUCUAAGAAAGUAUAUUUUAACUAACUGAAGAGAAAUAAUGUCUGAUACACUCCGUGUGGGUCUAUUAUUAGAUUGAUUUAAUAUGUACAUCAUGACAAAUUACUGAAUUCAAUAAAGACUACUAAUAUACACA
Messenger RNA from Mugil cephalus (flathead mullet), 3983 nucleotides. RefSeq names its product otoancorin (gene otoa). Gene Ontology annotation, biological process: cell-matrix adhesion. The transcript has 29 exons. The record is from RefSeq and is a predicted model, not a curated record. Bases 161 to 3592 code for a protein of 1143 amino acids. NCBI's taxonomy places the organism in Eukaryota, Metazoa, Chordata, Actinopteri, Mugiliformes, Mugilidae. Gene Ontology annotation, cellular component: cell surface.